AUGAAGGUGUGGAAAUAUUUACCUCUGCAAGGUCGAAAAGGUGAUGGAGAAGGAGAUCGACGACUUGGACUUGGAAAUGAAGAAAGUCGACGGUUAGGAAUUCAAGCUCUAGUAGAUGGACAGGAGUUUCAAGUUUCAAAUACGAAAGUAUUGAAGACAGUAUAUACUCCAGGACACUGCAAUGAUCAUGUUUGUUUUGUGUUACAUCAUGUGAAAGGUAUAGAAGCUACGGUGCUAUUCUCUGGAGAUUGUGUCUUGGGCUAUGGUAGCUGCAUGUUCGACUCGCUCACUGACCUCAUGGCAUCGCUGAAAAAAUUGAGCACUUGCGGUGCUGAUACCAUCUACCCAGGCCAUGGUCCGGCGGUAAGUAAUGGACGGAUGAAGAUUCUUGAAUAUAUUGCACACCGCCAGCAGCGUGAAGACGAGAUACUGGAUGUGUUGAAGAAGUACGGCGAUUGUAUAAAAGGACUGUCAUCAUCAGAUAUCGUGGAUAGAAUUUAUGAACCACUUCCAUACCUGCUGCGGCUAUCUGCAACAAAAGCAGUUGAAAAGCAUCUGCAAAAACUGUUUGCAGAAGUCCGAGUUCGGCAAGUUCGUCGAGCUGGAUGGUUCCAGACUGCCACGUACAGCUUGAGCAACGACGUCCGUGACAAUCUUGCAUCGUAA
Messenger RNA from Peronospora belbahrii, 666 nucleotides. Lineage: Eukaryota; Oomycota; Peronosporomycetes; Peronosporales; Peronosporaceae. The record is from the annotation of a GenBank genome assembly.